Messenger RNA from Chara braunii, 1291 nucleotides. Lineage: Eukaryota; Viridiplantae; Streptophyta; Charophyceae; Charales; Characeae. The record is from the annotation of a GenBank genome assembly.
UGGCAAACCGUGCUAGGAUUGGCAGAGAUGGACAGUCACGGCUGCUCAAACGGUCUACGCGAAGAAGAGAUCGACGCCGUGGCGAUGGCGGUGACUGCCGUCGUCGUGAACACGAUGGGCGACAAGGAGUCCUCGUCGCACGACAUGUUGAUGCGGCUCCGGCAACGAAGAGCGCUGUUGCAGAGCGUUGCAGAGGCGCCGGAUUGCGCGGCGACGUGUGAGGCAGUCGUCCAGUUGUGUGUUGCGCUGACGUCUGGCGUUUUUCCGCGGCAGACUCCACGAUGGUGGAUUAAACGACGGACUGGCAGGACAUGGGAGGACCUCCGGCUUCGGGACAACGCGACGGACGAGUACUUCCGGCAAAAUCUGCGCAUGUCGACGACCAUGUUUAACCAGAUCGUAGCCGUGUGCGACGCGUACAUGGAGAAGAAGGUGACGCAUUAUCGAAUGCCAUUGCCAGUGGAGCAGCUGAUUGCUUUCACGUUAUACAGGUGGGCAUCCGGAGAGACGUACGAGAACGGCACGUCAGCAUUUGGCAUCGACAGGGCAACUGGACUGCAGGCCGUCCGCGACGUCACUUCGGCGCUGCUGCAGGCGUACCCCGAUGCGAUAAAGUGGCCAAUGGGCAGGAGACGUGCGCAGAUUCUGCGCGCUUUCCAAAGUGGCGGGCUGUUCGACGCAACUCCGGAGAAUCUGCCGCACGGUGUCGUCACGCGAGGCUACCUGUUGGGCGACAACGGUUAUCCAGUUGCCUGUCCGUGGAUUGUGUCGCCGUACGGAGGAAUCGACCAAGAUGCUGACGCGGAGCGCUUCGACACGCGGCAAAAGGUGGCACGGGGGUGUGUGGAGAGGGCAUUCGGCCGACUCAAGUGCAUGUGGUGUCUGUUCUUGCGCACCCAUAAGACGAACCUAGAGACCUUGCCACAACAAUUCGUGGCUGUCUGCACUCUCCACAAUAUCCUCCUGGACGCGGGGAUCGACUUCGACGAGAACCUUCUGUGGGAGGUGGAUGCGAACGACGUUCGGCGUAGAGUGGACUUGGGUAUUGUGGGGAACGACGAACGCGGGAGGGGACGGUGCACAAACGUGGAAGGUGAAUUGUUGAGGGAUGCACUGCGAGACCGCCUAACUUUGAUGUAGGACCGUGUGGUAGGGAGGUGGUGCACACGGGGUGGUUCGAUCGGUAGGCGGAUGGAGUUAUUACGUGGUCCAUGUCCAUGGUCGUCGUGCGCGUGGUUGGUUGGUCGAUGGAACGGCGACAUGAUUGUCGUCGACCAGUUCACAUUAUCGU